AGAAAACUGAAGGAAGCAACUUCCACAUCAGGCAACCAGGAAAGCAAGCUUUCAAUAUUUCUUUUGCAGUUCCUUCCAAGUCAAAAUCUCCACCGCUCACUUUUCUUGUCUAUGUUCCUCCAAUCAGAUGUGGCUUGUUCUUUCCAAUCCCCAAAGACCUAUCAUUAAUUGUUUAUUAGCCUAUCCUAUCCUAUCAUUAAUUGUCUCUCACCUCACUUGGCACCACAGUCAUCAGUGAUACAAAAUUAACUAUCAGAAUGCUGUAUAGUAUGGAAAUUCUGCAACCAAUAUCUUCACAGUAACGCUAUGCCAAUCCAUUUCUCAUGGAUUAGCUCUAUUAGGCAAAGGACACCCCACUUGAUAAAGCCCUGCCUCCUCUUCUUAAAACCCUCAACCCAUCCUUCCCCACGCCACAAUUUUUCCAUCCAUACUGAAGUGGUGUUCAAGAAAGCUUCAUAAAUGAGUAGAGGCACACAGCAUAGAGAUAUAUAGAUUAAGAGAAAUAGGAUGGGAGGAAGAGAGAAGAGAGAAAGAGGGACGGAGAGGGAGGAGUUUUACAAGGCUUUGUUACCGGGUUUGCCGGAUGACAUAGCUUUGGACUGCCUCGCCCGAGUCCCGCUCCGAUUCCACCCGGGUCUCCGACUCGUCUGUUGCCGCUGGCGCGAUCUGGUCACCGCCCCCUCCUUCCACCAACGCAGGGAAAGAAUCGGGACCGCGGAGGACCUGAUCUUCCUCGUUCAGGCCGUCGUCCCCGUCGAGAAGUGUGGCGAUUCUGAGGAGGAGAAAGAAGGUGGCGCCGUUUGCCAGCCGCCGGUGUAUGGGCUAAGCGCCUACAAUGCGACGCUGGGGUCGUGGCACCGGGUGGCGAUGCCUGCGCCGGUGCCGCUCUUCGCCCAGGUCGCGGCGGUGGGGAGGGAGGUCGUCUUGCUGGGGGGCUGGGACCCGGCGAGCAUGGAGCCGACGACGGAGGUGCGGGUGCUGGACCCGGCGACGGGGGGAUGGCGGCGAGGGGCAGCGAUGGUUGCGGCGAGGAGCUUCUUCGCGUGCGCGGCGCUGGCGGGUCGGGUGUACGUGGCGGGGGGCAAUGACGGGCAGAAGAACGCGCUGCGAUCGGGGGAGUCGUACGAUCCCGCGGCGGACGCGUGGGCGGCGCUGCCGGAGAUGGGGGAGGAGCGGGACGAGUGCCAGGGGGUGGCGGCGGGGGGGCGGUUCUGGGCGGUGAGCGGGUACGGGACGGAGGGGCAGGGUCGGUUCGUGGGGGCGGCGGAGUGGUACGACGCGGCGGCGGGAGAGUGGAGGAGGGAGGGAGGUCUGUGGGAGGCGGGCGCCGCCGCCUGCGUGGGGGUGGCGGGGGGGAGGAUGUGGAGCGUCGGGUGCGGCGGGGGAACCGGUGGGGUGAGGGAGUACGAGGGGAGCGGGAGGGGAUGGAAGGAGGUGGCGCCGCUACCCGUGGGAAUGAGGCCGGGGCCAAGCCCGUGCGCGGCGGCGGCGGUAGCGGUUGGAGGCGCCGGCGAGAAGGUGCUCGUGAUGGCGGUGGAGAAGGACGGAGAUGGAGGGGAUGAUCGCGGGGGCCAUGGCGCGUGGGUCCUGGAGGUGGGGUCACGGCGGUGGACGCGCGUGGAGACGCCGAUCGGGUUCACUGGGUUCGUUUUCUCGGCCACUGCGGUCCGGCUCUAAAUUAAAUCCUUGGACCGUUCCGGUUCAGAUCCCCCAACCCGGUAAACUCGAGAUGGUACCACUGACUCUGUUUCUUGUCUGCUCGCCUCUGCACUCUGUUGAUAUAUACUUCUGUCAAACCUGCAUAGACCUACUGCUUCAGUGGUUCUUGAAAUAGGUCUCAUGAGUUGUGUGAGAGUUUUCUUGUAUGAUUACCUUCCUUCUUCUUCUUCCUUGUGCUUGGGGAAUGGCUCUACUUGUUGUUUCCAGGCAGGAGACCAGUGUAUAUAUAAUGCUAUAUACCCUCUGAAAUCUGCUUGCUCUGCUCA
Musa acuminata AAA Group (dessert banana) is the source of this 1985-nucleotide messenger RNA. RefSeq names its product F-box/kelch-repeat protein At2g44130-like. Gene Ontology annotation, cellular component: cytosol. NCBI's taxonomy places the organism in Eukaryota, Viridiplantae, Streptophyta, Magnoliopsida, Zingiberales, Musaceae. Gene Ontology annotation, biological process: regulation of phenylpropanoid metabolic process; negative regulation of cytokinin-activated signaling pathway. The record is from RefSeq and is a predicted model, not a curated record. Bases 508 to 1677 code for a protein of 389 amino acids. The transcript has a single exon. Gene Ontology annotation, molecular function: protein binding.